Molecule: messenger RNA, 1088 nt
Organism: Hibiscus syriacus
Lineage: Eukaryota; Viridiplantae; Streptophyta; Magnoliopsida; Malvales; Malvaceae
Product: lignin-forming anionic peroxidase-like
Exons: 4
Coding region: 67-1035 (322 amino acids)
Biological process (GO): response to oxidative stress; hydrogen peroxide catabolic process
Molecular function (GO): peroxidase activity; heme binding
Source: RefSeq, a predicted model, not a curated record
ACUCUUCCUUCUCGUUUCAACUUAGCCAGCUAGCUUUCGUUUUCGUCAGUGAAAAAAAAAUAGAAAAUGGUGACCUCUGCAAUGUUUAGAGCUGCUGCAAUGGCGAUGGUGCUGGCUUUGAGCUUCAGCGCGUGUCAAGCACAGCUUUCUUCUACGUUUUACGCCGAAACAUGCCCGAAUGCACUCAGUACCAUUCGCACAUCCAUCAGAUCAGCCAUUGCAAGAGAACGUAGAAUGGCUGCCUCUCUUAUUCGACUUCAUUUCCAUGAUUGCUUUGUUCAGGGCUGUGAUGCUUCAAUCUUACUGGACAAUUCACCUUCGAUCACUAGCGAAAAGUUUGUGAUUCAAAAUAAUAACUCGGUACGAGGGUUUGAGGUUAUUGAUCAGGCUAAAUCUGCAGUCGAAAAUGUUUGCCCUGGAGUUGUAUCUUGUGCUGAUAUUCUCGCAGUUGCUGCCAGAGAUGCCUCUGAAUACGUAGGUGGUCCAUCGUGGACAGUGAGACUUGGAAGAAGAGACUCCACCGAUGCAAGCGCGAGUUUGGCAAGCAGAGACCUUCCUCGUUUCACAGCUGAUCUUCGGAGCCUUAUCGAUCUGUUCGGAAACAAGGGCCUCACAGAAAGAGACAUGGUUGCUUUGUCAGGUUCUCACACCAUAGGACAAGCUCAAUGCGUAACGUUCCGGGACAGAAUAUACAGCAACGGGAGCGACAUCGACGCCGGGUUCGCCAGCACACGGAGACGCAAUUGUCCGGUUACUUCCCCCGACGGCAAUGGGAAUCUGGCACCGCUCGAUUUGGUGACACCGAAUUCCUUUGACAACAACUACUUCAGGAACCUGUUGCAGAGGAGGGGUCUUCUGCAGUCGGAUCAAGUUCUGUUCAGCGGUGGAUCCACAGAUAGCAUAGUGAACGAGUACAGCAGGAACCCUUCGACUUUCAGCUCCGAUUUCGCUUCCGCUAUGGUCAAGAUGGGAGACAUCGAGCCUUUAACGGGUUCAGCUGGGAUAAUAAGAAGGAUUUGCAGCCGUGUUAACUAGUUUCUUUCAUUAUGUGUUUUCUUUCAUAUUUUCUUUCAAGUGUAAAGUAGUUG